Messenger RNA from Corticium candelabrum, 882 nucleotides. RefSeq lists its product as uncharacterized. Bases 1 to 882 code for a protein of 293 amino acids. The record is from RefSeq and is a predicted model, not a curated record. NCBI's taxonomy places the organism in Eukaryota, Metazoa, Porifera, Homoscleromorpha, Homosclerophorida, Plakinidae. The transcript has a single exon.
AUGAGGUCAGCCAAAGAGCAGGCGGAUGUCGUGACCAACUACUUGCAGGACGAAAGAGCGCAGCAGAGUGUAAUUGAUCCACCCUUCAGCGACGGAAGAACAGCUCAAGUCAGUCCGUUCGGGGUGAUUCCCAAACCGCACCAACCAGGCAAAUGGAGACUAAUCUUGGACCUUUCUUCUCCUCACGGGCACAGUGUCAACGACGGUAUAGAUCCACAUCUCUGUUCGUUGUCGUACUCAUGGGUCGAUGAUGCGGCGACGCGGAUCUUAGCGUUGGGGCGAGAAACGCUGCUGGCAAAGAUGGACAUCCAGAGCGCUUACCGGUUAAUUCCAGUACACCCGGACGACCGUCAUCUGCUUGGUAUGCGCUGGCGCGGGUCGGUGACCCUAGCUGCAGCACUGCCAUUCGGGCUUCGGUCAGCACCCAAGAUUUUCUCAGCGGUGGCAGAUGCACUUCUGUGGGUUAUGUUCCGUAGGGGCGUCUCGUCUGCCAUACAUUAUCUGAACGAUUUUCUCUUUUGCGGGGCAGCCGGUUCCGGGAAGUGCGCACAAAACCUGGCAUCUGCCCUAACCACGUGUCGGGAUCUGGGUAUGCCCGUAGCCGAUCAUAAGACUCAGGGUCCGAGUACAGUAUUGACGUUCUUGUGCAUUGAAAUUGACACCGUGCACAUGCAGCUUCGUCUGCCAUCAGAGAAGCUGGCGCGCUUGCAGGACGUACUAUUGAGUUGGUCGACUCGUCGGGGAGGAACCAAGAGGGAACUCUUGUCUCUGAUCGGCAGUCUUCACCAUGCGUGUGCGGUGAUCAAACCGGUUAGAGCAUUUCUUCGCCGUCUAAUCGAGUUGUCCAAUGUUCCUAAGGCGCUCCAUCCUUUUUUCGCUUAA